Haliotis rubra (blacklip abalone) is the source of this 587-nucleotide messenger RNA. RefSeq lists its product as uncharacterized. The transcript is spliced from 5 exons. NCBI's taxonomy places the organism in Eukaryota, Metazoa, Mollusca, Gastropoda, Lepetellida, Haliotidae. The coding region runs from base 16 to 540 and encodes 174 amino acids. The record is from RefSeq and is a predicted model, not a curated record.
AUAUUUUUUUGGCACAUGCUGUCGAGAGCACAUGGCAGAUGGAAUUUGAAAAAAAGGUGUGAUGGUCCAUUAGCUUUGUUAUUAUCAACAGGUAUACGAGCGUGGUGUUUAUUUUCCGCCCAUCCCACAUCUCCACUAUCCAUUACACCACUGCAUCACGAACAGGUCCCAGAGGAAAAGAUCAUGCGGCUGCUUCUUGUGUUUCUUCUCCUGCCACUGGUCAUGAUGCCCGAUACAGAGGGAUUUCUCAGUAGAAGGAGACGUCGCAUCUGGGACAGUAUAAAAUGUGUUAUCGUGAGAUGUGCAGGGAAGGUUAAUGGACGUGACGUCAGGGAUCUGGAUGAAAACAACGAUGGUGAAAUCGACCAGUCCGAGGCAGAAAAGGUCAUUGGCGCACGUUUUGCGGAGGAAGUACUUUCUCAUGCGAAGGAACAUGGGAAUUCCAAAGUGACCUUCGAAGAGUUCAAUCGCAGCCUCCGCAGCUUGAUGGCAGAUGCCGAUGCUAAGACGGAAGACAAGGAAGAGGAAGAUGGGGAGUAAAGUUGCCAUGGCAACAUGUCGUGGAUGAAUAAACUUGCAAACUGUCA